Ailuropoda melanoleuca (giant panda) is the source of this 4262-nucleotide messenger RNA. RefSeq names its product vasorin (gene VASN). Lineage: Eukaryota; Metazoa; Chordata; Mammalia; Carnivora; Ursidae. The transcript is spliced from 2 exons. The coding region runs from base 143 to 2173 and encodes 676 amino acids. Gene Ontology annotation, molecular function: protein binding. The record is from RefSeq and is a predicted model, not a curated record. Gene Ontology annotation, cellular component: plasma membrane.
GCGAGCUGAGUCCGCAGCCCAAACCCGGGGCGGGGAGACAGCGACGCGGCUGCCUCGGGACCCCGGAACCCAGGACCCCACCGGGCCGGUUGGCCCGCCCCGCUCGGCUCCUGCCGCCGCCGCCGCAGCCCGGAACAAGAAGAUGUGCUCCAGAACCCCGCUGCCCCUGCUGCUGCCACUGCUGCUGCCGCUGCUGGCCCCAGAGCCCGGAGUGCGGGGCUGCCCAGCCGGCUGCCAGUGCAACCAGCCACAGACGGUGUUCUGCACCGCCCGUCAGGGAACCACGGUGCCCCGUGACGUGCCACCCGACACAGCGGGCCUGUACAUCUUCGAGAACGGCAUCACCACGCUCGACGCAGGCAGCUUUGCCAGCCUGCCGGGGCUGCAGCUCUUGGACCUGUCGCAGAACCAGAUCGCCAGCCUGCCCAGUGGGGUCUUCCAGCCACUCGCCAACCUCAGCAACCUGGACCUGACGGCCAACAGGCUUCGCGAGAUCACCAACGAGACCUUCCGUGGCCUGCGGCGCCUGGAGCGCCUCUACUUGGGCAAGAACCGCAUCCGCCACAUCCAGCCUGGAGCCUUUGACACGCUCGACUGCCUCCUGGAGCUCAAGCUGCAGGACAAUGAGCUGCGGGCACUGCCCCCGCUGCGCCUGCCACGCCUGCUGCUGCUUGACCUCAGCCACAACAGCCUCCCGGCCCUGGAGCCCGGCACCCUGGACGCUGCCAACGUGGAGGCACUGCGGCUGGCUGGCCUGGGGCUGCGGCGGCUGGACGAGGGGCUCUUCAGGCGCUUACGCAACCUCCAUGACCUGGACGUGUCCGACAACCAGCUGGAGCGCGUGCCGCCUGCCAUCCAGGGCCUGCGGGGCCUGACACGCCUGCGGCUGGCUGGCAACACCCGCAUUGCCCAGCUGCGACCCGAGGGCCUGGCCGGCCUGGUGGCCCUACAGGAGCUGGACCUGAGCAACCUGAGCCUGCAGGCGCUCCCACAUGAGCUCUCGGGCCUCUUCCCCCGCCUGCGGCUCCUGGCAGCCGCCCGCAACCCCUUCAACUGCGUGUGCCCCCUAAGCUGGUUUGGGCCUUGGGUACGGGAGAGCCAUGUGGCACUGGCCAGCCCGGAGGAGACUCGCUGCCACUUUCCGCCCAAGAAUGCUGGCCGACUGCUCCUAGACCUCGAAUACGCUGACUUUGGCUGCCCGGCCACCACCACCACAGCCACGGCACCCACCACAAAGCCCGCAGUGUGGGGGCCUACGUUCUCACCUUCCAGUCCAGCUCCCAUCUGGCUCAACCCCACGGAGCCGGCCACUGAGGCCCCCAGCCUGCCCCCUGCUGCGCCACCCACGGUGGGGCCUCCCCCCCGGCCCCAGGACUGCCCGGCAUCCAUUUGCCUCAACGGGGGCACCUGUCACCUGGGGGUGCAGGGCCACCUGGAGUGCCUGUGCCCUGAGCUCUUUGUGGGGCUGUACUGUGAGAGCCGAGUGAGGCAGGGGCCUCAGCCCAGCCCAGCCCCGGCCACGCUGGAGCCGCCCCAGCCCCUGCCCCUGGGCAUCGAGCCGGCCAGCCCCACCUCCCUGCGCGUGGGGCUGCAGCGCUACCUGCAGGGCAGCACCGUGCAGCUCAGAAGCCUCCGCCUCACUUACCGCAACCUGUCAGGUCCCGACAAGCGGCCAGUGACGCUGCGCCUGCCCGCUUCACUUGCAGAGUACACCGUCACCCAGCUGCGGCCCAAUGCCACCUAUUCCAUCUGCGUCAGGCCUCUGGGGGUCGGGCGCGUGCCCGAGGGUGAAGAAGCCUGUGGGGAGGCCCGCACGCCACCAGCCAUCCGCUCUAACCACGCCCCUGUCACCCAGGCCCGAGAGGGCAACCUGCCACUCCUCAUUGCCCCGGCGCUGGCGGCUGUGCUCCUGGCUGCGCUGGCUGCUGUGGGGGCGGCCUACUGCGUGCGGCGGGGGCGGGCGGCAGCAGCUGUAGCUCACGGCAAAGGACAGGUGGGGCCUGGGACUGGGCCCCUGGAGCUGGAGGGAGUGAAGGCCCCCUUGGAGCCAGGCCCCAAGGCGACUGAGGGCGGUGGGGAGGCCCCACCCAGCGGGCCUGAGUGUGAGGUGCCACUCAUGGGCUACCCGGGGCCCGGCCCCCAGGGGUCCCUCCCCACCAAGCCCUACAUCUAAGCCCGGGAACGACAGGCUGCUAGGCCGGGCUCUCUGCCCUGCUGGGACCUGCCAGUGCCCUCCUGUUGCCAGACCAAGGAAGUUCUCAGAUCCCUACCAGGAGGACACAUCAGGGUAGGGGCCGUGUGACCACAGUAAGACCCCGCCCCUCCGUCUCCUCAUCUACGAGAUUCUGGGACCCAGGUGACCACCUCUAAGGUGCCAUAAGCCUGAGUGCCUACGAGGAUGGCGUCUGCCCUGUCCUCUGCAAUGUACAACCCCUGGGGAAGGCGGGGCAGGCCCUGCCGUGUGCUGGUAACACAGGCCCAGGGCUGCCAGGCCCCCCUCCCAAGAAGACUCUGGGAGCCAGUGAUGGAAGCCCCCAGAAAGACAGCAGAGGGAGAGUGGGUCUGGGGAUGGGGCAUGUGGGUCAGCCUCGGCCCCAAGGAGCAAAGGAACAAAAGAAACUGGAAGGACAGACGCUUUAGGAACAUGUUUUGCUUUGGUUUUUAAAAAAUAUAUUUAUAAGAGAUUCUUUCCCGUUUAUUCUGGGAAAAUGUUUUUCAAACUCAGAGACGAGGACUUUGGUUUUCGUAAGACAAACAAUGAUAUGAAGGCCUUUUGUAAGAAAAAUAAAAGAUAAAAUGAGUGUGUUUCUCUGGCAUGGCCCAAGGUACCUGGAAGGAGGGUAGGUGUAAAGGGAUAGCUCUCUUUGUGGGGAAGCUGGGAGCCAGGAGCCCUCUCCCCGAUGGGCACCAGGCCCUAAUCAGCAAGCCCUGGGCUUGGGAGGGCUGUUGCUGAGGACCAUGCCAGGAAGGGUGGCCCUUCCAGGUACCCUGCCCUGGGCUAUGUCUGCCCAGCCUCAACUGGGGUGCCUGGUGCAACCUCUCAGUUGAGACUGGGAUGCAGGCAGGAGCAGGGAUGGGAGGUAGGCAGCUUCGAUCUCGGAGAAGAGGAACAUGAGGGCAGCCUCACCCCACCCAGGCCCAGUGGUCUGCCAGCAGGAACUGUAGCACUCCUGUGAAGCUGGGGAAAGCUCAUGGCAAAUAAAGGCCAAGAGGGUCCCCAAGGAUCCCUCCUUGGGGAAGGGCCUGACAGGCAUUUCACUGCCUACCUUCCUCUGUGAAGGGGUACCUAGAGCUGUUUCCUGAAGGCCCCCACAUGGUCCUGGGCCAGGCAGAGCACACAGCAGCUCUCCCUGUAGUCCUGAUACCCUUCUGCGUGGGCUCAGACUGGGAAACCUUGCUCCUGGCCUCCUGUUCCAGAAGCAAAGAGGGGUCUUGGUGGAGGGGCGGCACAGAUCCUGAAUGACAGGAACCGUCUGGUGAGUGGGGAGGAGGGGCCAAGCCAGGGCUGUUAGGGGCAGGUAGCCUGGGGACAGGACCAAAGGUCUGAGCCUAGCUUGUAAAGGCCUGAUGGCCCUGUGAUGCCCCUUUACUCUCUGCGCUUGGGAUGUACCCAGGCUUUCCAGAAACCCCGGAAGUGGGAGUGUUUUCCAGGAAGGCCACGGGCUGUGUGGGGGCAGGGUCAGGGAUGCAGACUGCAGCUCUGGCCUGGACUGGGUGCUGGGAGCUUGGGAACAAGGACGGUAGCACAGCACCUUCUCCUAGGACCCUGAGACGGGAGGUAAAGCGGGCCCUGAGGCUCCAGAGAGGCACUGCAAACCCUGAACAAGCCUCUCCGGGGCGCCAUGCCUGUGUCCCCUCUGCAGGUCACGGCCCCUGGGUCCCACUAGCCUCACCCUGGAUGGAAGGAGGCAGCUCAGCCAGGCAUGGGAGCAGGCCCCGUGGCUCAGGGCGUUGAUGUCAGCGCCGAGUCAGGCCCAGCCACGCGAGGCUCUGGAUUCAAUUAGCGGCCGCUGAGGGUUCUGGCAUGGAAAAGGAGGAGGUGGGCGGUGGGUGGCGGGCAGAGGAUGGUGGCAGUGAGCCUGGGUGGGGCCCCUUCUUCCUGAGGCAGCAGCGGCCCAGGUGGAUUUCCUGUGAGCCUGGGUCCCAUUAGGGGAGCGGCUAUGGUGAGGCCUGCCCUCCCCCUCGGCAGCCCUGUCAAAGGGGCCAUUGUGGGCCUGUGGGCUGUUGCUGAACACAGCGUGGUUGCUGAAUAAAUGUUUUCA